GUCUAGUUCCGGACGCGGCGGCUACCGCCGCCAUCUGUCACCUUAAUUCCGGCUCCUACCGCCGGUCGCUGCUAUUCUUCCCGUCUCGGCGGGAUCUGCUUCCCGUCCUGCCACCUAGCUGCUCUGUUCUUGUCUCCGCCUUCUUCCCCCAAUGGAUCUGGUGGGAGUAGCAUCCCCUGACCCUAGGCCCACAGCGGCCUGGCAACCCAGCAAGUGUCCAUGGGCUACUCCUCAAAAGACAAUGUCCUGCUCUUUAUCUGAUGUAAUGAGUGAACAACUGGCUAAAGAACUGCAGUUAGAAGAAGAAGCUGCUGCUUUUCCUGAAGUUGCUGUCACUGAAGGACCAUUCAUUUCGGGGGAAAACGUUGACACUUCCAGCGACCUGAUGCUGGCUCAGAUGCUGCAAAUGGAGUUUGACAGAGAAUACGAUGCCCAGUUGAGGCGUGAAGAAAAAAAAUUCAAUGGCGACAGCAAAGUUUCCAUUUCCUUUGAAAAUUACCGAAAAGUGCAUCCCUUUGAAGACAGCGACAGCUCUGAAGACGAAGUUGACUGGCAGGACACUCGCCACGACCCCUACAGGCCAGCAAAACCAGUUCCCACUCCCAAAAAGGGUUUUAUUGGAAAAGGAAAAGAUAUCACCACCAAACACGACGAAGUGGUGUGCGGCAGAAAGAAUACAGCAAGAAUGGAAAAUUUUGCCCCUGGGUUUCAGGUAGGAGAUGGAAUUGGAAUGGACUUAAAACUAUCAAAUCAUGUUUUCAAUGCUUUAAAACAACACGCCUACUCUGAAGAACGCCGGAGCGCCCGCCUGCAUGAGAAAAAGGAGCAUUCCACUGCAGAAAAAGCAGUUGACCCUAAGACACGCUUGCUCAUGUAUAAAAUGGUCAACUCUGGGAUGCUGGAGACGAUCACUGGCUGCAUCAGCACCGGGAAGGAAUCGGUCGUCUUCCACGCAUAUGGAGGGAGCAUGGAGGAUGGAAAGGAAGACGUUAAAGCUAUACCUACAGAAUGUGCCAUCAAGGUAUUUAAAACAACCCUUAAUGAGUUUAAGAAUCGUGACAAAUACAUUAAAGAUGAUUUCAGGUUUAAAGAUCGCUUCAGUAAACUAAAUCCACGUAAGAUCAUCCGCAUGUGGGCAGAAAAAGAAAUGCACAAUCUUACAAGAAUGCAGAAAGCUGGAAUUCCUUGUCCAACAGUUGUACUUCUUAAGAAACAUAUUUUAGUGAUGUCUUUUAUUGGCCACGAUCAAGUUCCAGCCCCUAAAUUAAAAGAAGUAAAGCUCAGUAGUGAAGAAAUGAAAGAAGCCUACUAUCAAACACUUCAUCUGAUGCAGCAGCUGUAUCACGAGUGCACGCUGGUACACGCCGACCUCAGCGAGUACAACAUGCUGUGGCACGCCGGAAAGGUCUGGCUGAUUGAUGUCAGUCAGUCAGUGGAGCCGACUCAUCCUCAUGGCUUGGAGUUCCUGUUCCGGGACUGCAGGAAUGUCUCCCAGUUUUUCCAGAAGGGAGGCGUGAAGGAAGCCCUGGGUGAGCGGGAACUUUUCAAUGCUGUUUCGGGCUUGAACAUCUCGGCGGAUAAUGAAGCGGAUUUCUUAGCUGAGAUCGAAGCUUUGGAGAAAAUGAAUGAAGAUCACGUUCAGAAGAACGGGAGGAAAGCGGCUGCGUUUCUGAAGGACGAUGGCGGCCCGCCAGCACUGUGCCCCGAGUAGCGUCAGGACCCCAGGACCCCGUUCUGGCGUCGCCGCGGGCCUAUCCACCGUCCGUGGCAAGGGAAGCGCGGGCACUCAAAGUCCCCGGAGUGCAGGAGCGGACCAUGGUGCUCCUGUGUGUUUCUCUCUCGUAACCCAUGUGCCAGAUGUGUGGAACUUUUAGCUUGACAUUAAGAGAAUAAAAUGUCACUACCUCUCAUCUUCCAAACAGGAUAAUAGAAUUCUUUAACAACUGAAGGGCAAGGAGCUGAGGGAGACUGAAUUAACUAUACAUGACUUGUGAUACAAAAUGUUGUGCUGAGAAUUUUAAAACAGUAUCUAAAUAUGUAAGGGAAGGUCAGGUGUGUUUACAAGGGAGGUUUGGUGACAACAUCUUGGCUUGCUUCACCUUUUUUUGUGUUGCAUUUUUCCUCAAAUACCUUGUCACUCUCAAAUGAGCCCUUCCCAGUUCUCUUUCCAGACUGACCAUGAUCCUAAAGGAAAAUGUCUCUCCUGGGGGAGAAUAGUGAAAGUGGAGAUUCAGGUAGGGGGUGGAGAUGGACAUACAUAUUGGUGCAUCAUGAAAAUGAGUGGAAUUCUGCUUUUUUUCAUGUCAUAUCUAAGCAAAACCAUCAUGGCUUUUGGAAAGAGAAAUUGUCUGAAAACUUCUUACCCAGCCAAAUUUCAAAAUUUACCUUCCAGUUUUUCUAAACUUUCAGGUUAAAGGGCAGGGCUAUCUGUACCUGGAGGUGCUGAGCCCUGCAUUAUAAUAAAGUGUAAAUGAUCUGGAAGAGUGUAAGACCUGGCUGUGUUUUAAUGCAGUCGGCGAAACAAAUUUCAGUUUUCAUUUCACUAAAACUGGAUACUUAUUGUUGAUAGAUUUUGAGAGAAGUAAAACAAAUUAAUUAGAGAUAUUAAAAAUGUAUAAAACAAGUUGGGCACCAAAUUCAGCAACUCAUGUGAACUAACUGGCCCCAUUUCUAAUAUUCUUAGCCUGUGGUGGACACUACUCUUAAAAAGCAAGCCCUGUGCUGGAAAGCACAUUGGUUCUGUGGGAAGGAAAUUCAGGACUCGGGUAAUUGCUCUCCAGUCACUGAGGUCAGCUUGCAGCCACUGAAGACCCAAACACUCUGGUAGUAAAAGGAAAAAUCUAGACACGAUUUGCAUUUGAAAGCUUCUCUUUUAACAUUAUUUCAUAAUGCCAAAUCUGUUCUUCCUAAAAAAUAUUUAUUUUUUGUUUCUGUUAUAGCUUUUAAUGCAUUUCAGAGUGUGAUUUUGGAUUUGGAUUGAACCAUUACUAUUUGGAAAUGUUUACUAUGUUGAAACAGAUUUACAUGACUGGUAAUUAUUGACAAAUUUCAGAGAACUAAUUUUUAAAAAUUUUUUGUUUUGUUUUCUAACAUAAUGCUGUUGGACACAAAGCAGCAAAGCAUUGCUUGGAGUGUGCUGUGGACAUGACUUUUAAGAAAUUAAAAAUGCAGAGAUCAUUUUAGAA
Molecule: messenger RNA, 3185 nt
Organism: Cavia porcellus (domestic guinea pig)
Lineage: Eukaryota; Metazoa; Chordata; Mammalia; Rodentia; Caviidae
Gene: Riok3
Product: RIO kinase 3
Exons: 13
Coding region: 152-1711 (519 amino acids)
Biological process (GO): protein phosphorylation
Molecular function (GO): ATP binding; protein serine/threonine kinase activity
Source: RefSeq, a predicted model, not a curated record